This is a messenger RNA of Oncorhynchus nerka (sockeye salmon), 5368 nucleotides long. Its product is annotated as E3 ubiquitin-protein ligase DTX1-like. Gene Ontology annotation, molecular function: ubiquitin protein ligase activity; zinc ion binding. Gene Ontology annotation, cellular component: nucleoplasm. Gene Ontology annotation, biological process: protein ubiquitination; Notch signaling pathway. The coding region runs from base 912 to 2873 and encodes 653 amino acids. NCBI's taxonomy places the organism in Eukaryota, Metazoa, Chordata, Actinopteri, Salmoniformes, Salmonidae. The transcript is spliced from 10 exons. The record is from RefSeq and is a predicted model, not a curated record.
UGCAAACAUGGGAAACCAGAGAUAAUCCCACCGCUGCCAUCAACGUGGCGAACAUAUCAAAUUCGCUAUGAUAAAGUCAAGUUCUUAACAAAAGUCAUGUGUAGAAAAAUCCUCUGCCGCGAAAGUGGUGCUUUCUGUUAGGUUUAUCUCUAUAGCGUACUAUUUUAUCUUAAAGUUGUGGAGCAACAGUCCAGUGCUGUGAUGCACACACCGCAGGCUUUUCUCCCGGACUCGGCUUGGGUCUACCGAAUGUAGGCUAAGGAAAUUCAAUGGAAAUGUUCAGAUCAAAGCGUUGAAAAUGACCUAUUUCAUGCAAAUAUUUGUUUAUUUAUUUGAUGAGUAAAAAAUAUAGUUGAUUUCGUUCAUUUACAUGAGCAAUAUUUUGCUGUUUUUAGAACAGACUGUUCACCGUCGUCUCAUUUUCACUUCAGCGAUGCAACAUCUUCCUGUCAUUUUUCCACAACGCAACGCGAUUACGCGCGCAGCCAAGAGUGUAUAUCCCAUGUUCAUCUGCUUGGGUUUUCUGAGACUGCUCCGGUUGUAUACUUCUGCAAAGCUCAUCAACAUCAACAUCAUCUGCCACUUCAAACACAUCAAGCCAUAAGAGGAGGGAGCUUAGCUGCUUUUGGCAUUUCAAAAAGAGGCUGGUUAAAGAAACUGCAGUGUAAAAAAGUACCUUCAGGAUGACAGUGAGUUUCUUCUAAGUGAACUAGAUGACUCCACUGGACCUGUGCCCUGGAAACAUCACCAUUUGACCGAGGACUAUCAGAGUGACUGCUGACAUCAAAGUUUUAAUUGUUGUUUUAAAAAAGAAGAACAAAUGCUUGGGCAUCUCUGGUGGCCUGCUGGGUAGCAGUGGUCUUCUUGUACCGUAGUAGCAGCAGCUGAACCACGGUUGCCAUAGUGGAACAAUGGCACGGCCAGGCUCUGGGGUGCUGGUGUCGGUCAACGGGCUGGGGUACCCUCCUCAGAACCUGGCCCGGGUGGUGGUGUGGGAGUGGCUGAACGAACAUGGGCGCUGGCGGCCCUACAGCGCGGCAACGUGCCACCACAUAGAGAACGUACUGAAGGGGGACGUGCGGGGGACUGUGGUCCUUGGACAGGUGGAUGCCCAGCUGGCCUCUUACAUCAUCGACCUGCAGUCCAUGCACCAGUUUAGACAGGACACAGGCACCAUGAGGCCGGUCCACAGGAACUUCUAUGAGCCGUCGUCGGCCCCGGGGAAGGGUGUGGUGUGGGAGUGGGAGAAUGACAGCGGCUCCUGGACGCCCUACGACAUGGAGAUCUGUGUGACCAUCCAGAACGCCUAUGAGAAGCAGCACCCCUGGCUGGACCUGACCUCUCUGGGCUUCUGCUACCUCAUUGACUUCAACAGUAUGGUCCAGACCAACCGGCAGAGCCAGAGGAAACGCCGCCUGCGCCGACGCAUGGACCUGGCCUACCCUCUCAUCAUGGGCUCCAUCCCCAAGUCCCAGUCGUGGCCUGUGGGCGCCAGCUCCGGCCAACCCUGCUCCUGCCAGCAGUGCAUUCUAGUCAACAGCACGCGGGCCGCUUCCAACGCCAUCCUGGCCUCUCAGCGUCGUAAGCUGUACGGAGGGGCCGCAGGAGCUCCAGGGGCCACAGGCACGCUCAAUGUGGUACGGCAGAGUAACACUUUCACCGGGACCACACUCUGGUCCCCAACCUCCGGUGCCGGGAGCAACAACAUACAGCAUAACAACAUAAGUGCAGGAAGUGGCCAAGCUAAAGUUGAACAGGUGCAGUCGCCCCUGUCUAGUUCCAACUUCCCUUGUUCCCCGGCCCUGCCGUCCCUUCCGCUUGCACAUGGCCACUCCCACACCCAUGCACACUCCCACGGCCACCAUGUCAUCAUCAAUGGGCAGAACAACCUGAACCGGCCAGGAACCCAGCGCAUUUCCAUGGGCACUGCUAGAGGAGCCAUCCCACCAGGGGUCCCGGCCCUCCCUGUUAAGAACUUCACUGGCUCUGGACCAGUUCACCCAGCAAUUGCAGGUAUGACAGGUAUCCUGAUGUGUGCUGCUGGCCUGCCUGUGUGUCUGACCCGGGCCCCUAAACCCAUCCUGCACCCACCGCCCAUAAACAAGAGUGACAUGAAGCCUGUGCCCGGGGUCAAUGGCAUCCGCCGCAAGACCAAGAAGAAGCACCUCAGGAAAGGGAAAAGCCCAGAGGAUGUGGUGCGGAGAUACACGGAGAAAGUGAAGGUUGCCCCUGAUGAGGACUGCACCAUCUGCAUGGAGAGGCUGGUGACGUCAUCGGGCUACGAGGGCGUCCUGCAGCACAAGGGCAUAAAGCCAGAAAUGGUGGGCAAGCUUGGCAAGUGUGGGCACAUUUACCAUCUGCUGUGCCUGGUGGCCAUGUACAACAAUGGCACCAAGGAUGGCAGUCUGCAGUGCCCCACCUGUAAGGCUAUCUAUGGGGAGAAGACAGGCACACAGCCCCCUGGGAAGAUGGACUACCAUGUCAUCCCCCACUGCCUGCCCGGCUACCUGGAGGCCAAGACCAUCCGCAUCGUCUAUGACAUUCCUGCUGGCAUACAGGCCACAGAGCAUCCCAACCCAGGGAAGAAGUUCAGCGCUAGAGGCUUCCCACGGCACUGCUACCUCCCAGACAAUGACAAGGGCAGGAAGGUCCUAAAGCUUCUGAUCAUGGCGUGGGACCGCCGCCUCAUCUUUACCAUCGACACGUCCAGCACCACCGGCGAGUCAGACACGGUGGUGUGGAACGAGAUCCACCACAAGACAGAGUUUGGCUCCAACCUGACAGGGCACGGCUACCCAGACCCCAACUACCUGGACAACGUCCUGACAGAGCUGUCAGCCCAGGGGGUCGUGGAGGAGAACCUGAAGGACUGAGGGGGGAAGAGAGGCCACUGAGGACUACCACCCAUACUCCUCUCUGACAUAGAGUAGGCCUCUGCAUGAAGAGGCAACAAGAUAACUAUAUUUUACUCCCACACCCAAAACAGACCUAAAGACCCUCAGAUUCUGUAUGUGGCCAUGAGAGCGGAGGAAAUAUAGCAAAUGACAUGAUAACAUCACGAUUGUGUUAUACUGUUAUUUGCAUUUACCUAAACAUAACUGUAAUACUUUUCUGACUACUGUCUCUUUGUCAAUGCCUUGAGCAGGUGUAUGUUUGGCAAAAUUUCAACCUGAUAGGGUAAAGGAACGUAAAGACAGGAUUUGAAUGAAAACUGAUCUCAAUGUGUAUUGGUGGUUGUGGGGUUUAUACAUUGAUGAUCAACUGAUCAUUGAUUCCUCUGAAACUGGAUUUUGAACUUCCUCUUUUGUACUGAAGAAGAUUUAAGACUGUGACAUCGUAGCAUUGAAAGAGAUGUCUGUUUAUACUCACCACCAAACCAUGUGGCCCAGAAUUUGAUAUUGCAUUUUAAUGUUGACUGCACACCUGGGAUUUUUGCAGAGACAGUUGGCUCGGGCUCUGAAGGCUUCAGAUGUCUGUCCCGGUUUGUUCUAGUUUUAUCAGAUGUGUAUUUUUUAAUGAGUAGGGAAGUGAUUUCUCAAGUUGUAGUUGGUAUUUGUGUGGAAAUCUUCAGGAUCAUUUUUAUAUGCAGAAUUGUAAAAGCGUGAGUGCUUUCCCAGUCCAAUUCACACCAAAUCUACACAGUUCAGCUUGUUGUGAUAUGCUGAUGAGGUUGAUAGUGAGAGUCUUUUGAAAGUGAGGCCUUUUGCUUUAGUUUUAGCUUGGUGAUUUUCUGCAACAAAACUGUCUGUAGAUCUGAGUGGACAGUCACGGUGAUGUGAUUCUCAGGAAGGAGAGAGGGCAUCUCUGAUUGGCUACACAGGGCCGUUUCACAAAGGCUUGGCUCCACUGGCCUUUGAGCCUGUUGAAGGUUCACAUGCACCUUCUGACAGAGAGACAGUCAGUUGAUCUGAAGAUUCAGCUGUCUCACAGUAGAUGUAUAUUCUAACAGGGGUGCCAACCUGGGGAGGCCUUUGGAAGUUAACCUGAUAUAGAUCCAUACACAAGCAUCUUACCGAUCAGUUAGAUGAUUGUUCAAAAAAUGUAUGCUUCUGUAAGUUAAGAUCUGAGGCAGUCGAGCAAGCCUCGCUCCACUCCAAGGUUAACCUCAUUCGUUUUGUUGAAACACUGGUGACGUUGACCUCUGUGAAUAAGCCUGUCUUAGAGGAGGCGUUGGAAUGAUCUAUCACGCUCGCAUCACAUGUGCUUGCCUACUUGCGUGUGUGUUUGAAUGUGUGUUAGUGUGUGUGUGUGCUGUGGUGUUAAUACACUCUCUGGCUUUCUAAGGGCUUUAUUUAAUCCAUAUUGCGGUAGUUCAGCAUUACAGCGUGAUUUAAAUUUAAAGACAAUGUUCCCGCUUCAGCAGAGACUGCAUUCAUGGUAAACUCAAUCGGAAAUGACUUAUACAUUUCCAUGGCGCAAUCUGGAACGCCUCAGUCCUUGAACAGAGGAGCAGAACAUGCUUCGCAGAGAGCGAUGUCCUCUUCAAAGAAUGACUCUCUCCUCUGAUCCAUCAUAGAGUAGAGUAGGCACACACACACACACACACACACACACACACACACACACACACACACACACACACACACACACACACACACACACACACACACACACACACACACACACACACACACACACACACACACACUGUGAUGUACGAGCCUCUGGUGUUCCUCCUGUUGGGCUGGUUGCAUGAUAAGCCUCUGCUGCAGACAACACCUACCCCAUACUGUCUGAUUCCUCUGAAGGCUCUUAGGUCUGAUACUGAUGUACGGGCAGCAGCUGCGUUUCCCCUUCCCUCAGCAGCUAGAGGAGCUCAUUUUACAGUAGGAUCACUCAGAAUGUUGUUCUAUAAAGUACAGUAUGUGAAGCUGAUGUUGCAUUGGGAAUUUCCACUCCCUUUGCUCCCUCCUCUCUCCCUUCCCACAGAUUAUUUGCUCAUAAGCUAAAGAGUUCUUGAAGAUUUGAGUUAUUUUCCAAAAAGAAAAGUUAACCUUUAAGCUGAAUAAUUCUCUCCUCCAGUUGGAUCUGACCAAUUUGAAUGAGUGGGGAUGUUGGUAUAAUCUAGAAGAGAUUCAUGUUGAGGUUUUAUGGUGUCCCACCCACGUCACGGGUUUUGAUCCUUGAAAUGCUUUUGAAUAUCUUGGACUGAAUCAUAGUCUUCCGUAGCACUUUGAGGCAGCAGUUUUCUUUAAUUGAUCCUUUCAUUUUAGGAAGAUGUCUUGAAAUGUAUUCAAAUUCAGCAGUUUUUUACGUUUAUGUUUAUAAACUUGUCUUGUAUUGCUUCAAAAAUAUACGUAUAUAUAUAUAUAUAUAUAUCUAUACAUUUGCAGAUGUGAUCUACCUUUAAAUGUACAUGUAUGCUCAA